UUAUGUUGGUGCUGUUUGAAAGCAUUGCCAUUACCAAACCAGGAGUAAUGCACUAAGUCAGUACAGAGUACAAGGGGCGGGGAGGGGAGGUUUGCCCUCUAGGAGUCGCUAUUGCGCCUUCUUAAUGACGGCCGUGGAUGAAGUCAGGUUCUCUGUCUGGGACACCCCCCCCCCCAAAGAACUUAAUGCUGCUGUUUGGGUGGCGUCGCUCUAUUCCAAUCGUCUCUCCAUGCAGAAGAAUCAUCACAAUAUAAAUUGAAUGUUAUAAAAGAUCAAAAAGGCCGUUUCUUAAAUGGAAAUUAAUCUCUAAUGUAGAAUAUGAGCACUAGACAUCAAUUAAACAGCGUUAUGUUAGAGUGUGAUCUAGUGUAAUGGCAGGGAACAACCCAGACAGGGCGGCAGCCCAUCGCAGGGCACGUAGCCUACAUGUAAUGGUUAUAAUAACACACAUGAUUUAAAUGUUUCGCGAGGUUGCUCGUCACACUCACUAUCUGCGGCCAAAAUUCACCAUACAGUAAGUCAUACCUGUAUAAAAUAAAGACAUGUUGAAUGUGAAUUAACACUUGCUGUAAAAUAAUUCCUUGUAGAAAAUCCACAAAAGAACGGAUUGUGGAAACUUAGAGAAAUAUGAUGUCGUAAGCAAAAUAUGAUUGAUGUAAUGGCGAGGGUGGAGGCUCGUGUUCCUGCGCCGCUUUCGAAAUGGAAGGAGCGCCUCUCGUGUUGCUCCAGAAUCCAGGAGGAGCUUGUCACGGUAUUUAAAUGUUUUUUUUUUCUUUUUUAUGAAGCUUUAGAGCAGUAAAGUACGCAAGAGUAUUUCCUCUAGGAGGACUUACAUAUAAUUUUCAAAAAUUAAUUUCUUUGUGUGAGAACGCUGAAGAUCCUAUACGACUCCUAUACAAUAAUAAGAAGUUUAAGAAAAGAGAGAGAAAACGAAAGGUACAAACUGAGAUAAAAGAGAUGCGAUAUUCUUUGGCGUGAGAAGUGACCUGCGGCGGCGCCUAGUCAGGAGCUGCUUUUAGAAUUAAAAAUAAAAAACCCCUUUCGUGAGAAGCCGGAAAAGCCGCAAGGCCACCGCACGCAAUCAAUGGACUUACAUGUGCCUGCCGCCGGCUCCCGGUAUGGAGGCGGCUGGGCUGCCCAGAAUGGCAGAGGGAACACCCAAAACCGCACCAGGCCCGCUGAGAAUGAGAGCCUACGAUUCCUGAGUCGAGAGGAGAGGGAGUGCAUCAGGUUUUUGGAGGAGACCAUCGACUCACUGGAUGAAGAUCUGGAUGAACCAGAUGAAAAGCGUUUGUCAGGGAGUGCCAACCCAGCAGUACACCGCCCCAUCACAGCUGCUACAGUAAUGAUGUCAGGACGAUCUGUCAAUCCCAAGGAUCAAGACAUUAUUGACCUGGUCCAAAAGCAGCCCAAGGAAGCCCUGUACAGCUCCAUCCAGCAAGAUUUUCGCAGUAUGACUCACCCGGAGACUCAUUUUGAAAUGAAGGCAAAACCAGACCCCUUGGGAAACCUUCCCUAUGAUUUAAAACUUCCACCCACUGUGACCCCCUCAGCAGCUAAUAACAACCCCAGUGCUACCAGCCAGCCACAGUACCAGCCUGCUGGUUUUGUCCCCACCCCGGUCAUCAUCGCUCAGAAGCUUGCGGCCCAUCAGAGAGCCGCGGGCAUCAGCUUGCCUUCUAGCAUCCUCUCCAAUUCCCGCCGAAGCUUGGACUCCAACCCCCAGGACCACGCAUCCACCGCAGCCAAGCCCAGCCAUUACCCAGACAAUAUAAGUGUCAUCAUGGGAAGCAAGCAUAAUGACGCCCUGCCACCUAUUAAUGUCCAGGAGCGAAAGGCCCAGGUUCUGACCCACCUUACAGGCCCACUUCAGCUGGAGGACACAGGCACGAAAAACACUCCAAUCCGAAGUUCCUCCUAUCGGGAUCCAACUCAGGAUAGAACCAGAAUGGAGGCUCUCUCCAAGCUGGGCCUUAAUGCAAACCAGCCCUCAUCUAGUAGCUACUACAGGGCUGUCAACAAAAACAAGGCAAACUCCUCACUGACCAGCAGUUAUGCCGAAAAGUCUCCACUCUCUUUAGCCUCCAGUGCAAGGACAACCCCUUCUGCCACUGAUUUCAAUAACUAUGGGGACAAAAGCAAGUCACCAAAAACCAGGUCUUCCAGUAUGCUGGAAUCCCGUGGCAAUGUUAAUGCUACACCUGACAGUGUGCCUCCCUUAACUGACUUCAACCAUUAUGGAGGUAAGACCAAAAUCAUGAGCCUGGUGUCAUCCGUGAAGAGCAACACUGCUGCCAACCACCCCAUUAGCCAUGAAAACAGGUCUAGCAUGGCACCUCCACCCUCAGGUGCAGAGGUAUCAACCAACAGUUUUGGUGGCAAAAGUAGAUUCAUGGCUCCACCUACAUCUUCGAAGACUGAGCCUGCUGCCAGUGAGGCUAUUAAGUAUGAUGCCAGGUUGCCCAAACCUAGUGCUGGAGCUAAUAACAUUGGUAUCACAAGCAACAGUUAUGGUGGCAAAAGCAAAGUCAUGAAUCCCUUGAUGUCAACACCAGUUGUACCUGAGGUUCUAUUGAGUGACAGUUAUGGUGCAAAAAGCAAAGCUGUGAGCCCUGCAGUGAUCUCCAUCAACAGGCCCGAGGUAUCUGCCAGCAACCUAAACCAGAAUGUCCCCAUUACCACUCCCAGACCAGCAUAUGCUCUGCCUAAUGCUUCUCUGGGUCCACUGGCAAGCCGACCAGAACCUGUGCCAUCUGAUGUCACUGGGCUGUCGCACCAAAGCAGUGGGGAUGGUGCCACCGCUGGAGCACCCCCAUCUCAGGCAGAACGACGGCUGUCCUUCUCCAAGCCCGCGGCACAACUGCGCCCCCAGGGCAUCACGGUGCAGUUCACAGGACGUGGGCCCACAGAUCAAUCCCGCAAGGAUGCCCUGCGUGUACUGGGGCUGCUUAAGAAAGGGUCGGGGUACUCUUCCUGAGAUGAUCUUACUGGUUGUUAGUCCAUCCUUUCCCCUUCAAUAACAUCUCAAUACUAAAUUCUCGCUUUUGCAGUCGUAUCUAUCUCAUUCCCCCCAGAGCUUGAACAAACUUAGACAGUAGGAUGUGACGGCCAUCCAAUCGGAAUGGGAAGUGAAGGAGAAAGAAAUACAUUAUGAAUAACAAGACAAGGCAUUAAUGUUCAGACAAGAAGUAAUUAGCACCAAGAUCAAACACUUACUGUGUGUGCCUGGAAGCCAUUAAAACAGCUUAAAUCACAACCAUCAUAUAUUGGUAGAGCAUAUGUUGGUUAAUUCCUGAAGAGGGCUGGCCUCUGUGUUGAGUUCUGCAUUGAAAGUUAGUCCGUCAUUUGUUUUGCAAGUUUUGAUGGGUGGAAUAACUGGUUACAGGUAUAAAAAAAAUCAGUUACAUGCAGUGCCAUCAUAAUGUCAAGGUGUGAACUAUAUGUCAUGUCUUAUGUCAAACAUGGGUGUAACUUCUGUAAGAUUACACUGUUUUUCUCCUCUAGCAACAUGGUGUGAAGGAUAUCGAUCUUGUGUGUCAGCUCACGCUGGAAAAAAAAUGUGUUUACAGAGUUGACAGAAGAGAGAAAUGUGUAGCAGUGAAAACUAUAGAAUUUAUUUAUGAUUUGUUUCCAUAUUUAGAUCAAUAUUUAUGAACUUAAUUAUGUAGAGUUCAACUGUUCUACUUAAAGAUUUUAUUUGCUUGAUUUUUUAUGUUUUCUAACAGAUGUGUAAAUGUAAAAAAAAAAAAAAAAAACACCAGAAAGUUUAAAAGCCAGUUUAAUUGCACAUAUUGAGCCAGUUUUGGGUAUGACAUGGUCUCACCGUUCUCUGUAUGGUUGUUGGUUCAAAUGAAAUCCCUGCUGUAUGUUUGCAUGCUCCUAUAUAAUUGUGGGUUUUCUCCUGCUACGUGUAUCAUGCAUGUGUCCUAUGAAUUACUGGUAUUACUGGUAAGCUGUGCCCCACUUAAAGCCCCCCAGCCACCUCCUGCAUCUUCCGACCCUAAUUUUAAAGGUAUUAUUGUCAUUGUAAAUUAAUGUUUUAACAGUAUGUAUUGGUGUAUAUGGCAUACAUUUAUGCUGUAUUCAAAGGGCUGGGUAUUUAAUGCUCAUGUACACUACAUAAUGACCAAAUUCAAGAAACAACAUGAGUUCUUCUCUUCGGUAAUGAUGUUUAAGUUUAACCACACUGCUGGCAAAAUAAUAUAUUUAAGUCCGAUUUAAUCUCCACCCAUUAAAGCCACAAACUUGUAUUAAA
This is a messenger RNA of Paramormyrops kingsleyae, 4255 nucleotides long. RefSeq lists its product as uncharacterized. The record is from RefSeq and is a predicted model, not a curated record. NCBI's taxonomy places the organism in Eukaryota, Metazoa, Chordata, Actinopteri, Osteoglossiformes, Mormyridae.